AUGUCAAAAUAUUCUGAAAAUGAUUGGCAAACCGAAUUUGACGACUUUCCUACUCACCUCGCGUUAACGCUGCCAAGUAAAAUUAUAAAGCGUAUAGCUCAAUACCUAGACGUCCAACACGACCGCUUCAACUUUUGCCUUGUUAAUAAAAGAUGGACCCCCGCAGCUACAGAAAUCCUAUGGUCAGAACCCAUAUUUAAUACGCCGGAUUCUUUUCAUUCAUUCUGCCGUUCUGUUAGACAAUCAAGGUCAUGUGCUCUUAGAGUUCGCGUAUUAGAUUUAUGUGCACCAGAGGAUGAGCUCGUAAACUUUUUUGCACCUGUUUUAAAGUCGGAACGUCAAGAGCAUCAAAAGAUGCGUACUUAUGUGUUAUCAAAACCAAAUUCUAUCAUGAAUUUAGUUCGAUCAUGUGAGAAUUUAAAAAGUAUUAAAGUAUACGGAUGGAAUCUUAAUGAUAGCCAUAUACAAUCUUUAAUUCAAUAUUGUCAGGGACUCGAAGAAUUUCGCGUGGUAGGAAAUCAGAAUCUCACUCAGUUCACUAUCUAUUCGCUUAUAAAUUGUGUUCCUGACCUUCGUGUCCUCGAUCUGGAUGGAGUGUUUGUUUUCUCGGAUAAUUUCGCUGAGAUAUUGGCGACCAAAUGUUCUCAACUCACUUCACUCAAGCUGUGUACAGACAUGAUGUCCAUGCGUGGAUUCAAUAUUUUAGCCGAAAAAUUAACGCGUCUGAAAGAAUUAGUGCUACAAAAUUGUUUGCAAAUGUCAGAUGACAACGUCGAACAUUUUGUACGUAAUAAUUCUAGUUUACAGACAUUGCUUCUAUCCGGUGAUAAACUGUCUAUUAGAUCUUUCCAAGCUAUUAUUUCUUCGUUAGAAGAUUUGCGUCAUCUGGACUUGAGGUGUUUGAAAGAAAUGUCUCAUACCAUCAAAUGGGUUACACCACUUGGACAGAAAUUGCGUACGAUAUUGCUCGAAAACUUAUCAGUAGACGACGAUCUGAUUAAUAUUCUUUCGAAUAAUUGCAAACAUUUGGAAAUAUUCGGACUUUCUAAAUGCCCGUUCGUGACGGAUCGGUCGAUAGACAACAUUGCUGAGAACUCUGAAAAUUUGCGCAUCGUCAAUUUAAUCGAGUGUCGUAAGAUUACUGAUCAUUGCUUGAGAAUUUUGGCGAACAAAGCAUGUUAUACACUUGUUCAAUUGUUUGUCGAAUCAUGUGGAUCUUUCGAUCCAGCAGGAGUGCGCUGGUUUGUUUCUAAUACUUUUAAACUUGUAAGGAUUACAUUUUGCAAGAUGCCAUCAAUAGUGGAGUCUUUUGUCUAUCAGUUCUCUACUGAACAUUAUUCUGGUUCCGACGACUUUACCGGUAUAUGUACUAUCGAGGGUGAUAAUUUGAAGAGAUUGGCUCAAUAUAAUAAUCAAAAUUCACAUUCAGAAUCAGUCCAACAUCCGCAUGACAAAAAAUUAUCUGAGAUUAAUUCUUUCCAAAAUGUGCAUAACCUUUCUGAAAUUCAGAUAAAUGCAUUGGCUAUUGAAUUAGGUUUAUCUACUGAUGUAUUGGAUAGAGCAGUAAAAAAAGUUCUUGGUAGUGACCGUUCAUCAAAUUCAACUUCAGCAAUUGGCGAGGAUUUUGUUCAUAGCACCCAAGGCGGACUUGUUCACUCUCACAAAAUACGCCACGAAUCAUAUAAUUCAUCCAAGCCUGCGGGUAAUAUUAACCAUGAACAAUCGUAUUUUUCAUCCAACCAUAAAUAUGAACAUUCACACACGGACUCUCGAGAUUCUUCACGCCGCACGUCCAAAGAUUUUUACGAUAACUCGUUAAAUGAUCCCAUACCAUAUAUAAGUCGUCGUCAUACCAUAUCAUCAAUAAGCAGCAAUUUAUCUCAGCAAUUUCCUCCGGAAGCAUUGUCUUCUGUCAUUAAAAAAACGCAGAGCGGAUGGUCAUCGAUUAAUGUUAAACUCCCUAGCUUACAUCGAAAUUCUGUAGAUUCUGAGCGAGAAAGCUUUCCAAGCCAACAUUCUUCUAAUCAUUUGGAGUCAACAUCAUCAAUUCAGCCAAGGAUUACAAACACUGUUACCGAUGAUGCCUUUAGUAAAUAUGAAAUUAGUGGAAAUUGUGAAAACGAACAAAAUCAAGUUUCAAAGGAACAACCAUUUGAACGAUUAGAUCCAGUAAUACCGAAGAGACAAUUUGUUUUUGAACAAAGCACAUCUUUCCCUGUUUAUUCCGAACAAAACAGAGAAAAUACAUCACCUCAAACUUAUUCAGAACAGAGCUUAUCAACUCGAGAAUUACAACAUCAAAACGUAAAAUCACCUUCUAUGUCACCUGAACCUAUGUUGAUAGAAGAAGAUUCGCGCACAUUGCCAACUAAUAAUGAAGAGAUAGCACGUCCAUCGAGCGCUUUUUCUGAUCGUUCUGCAAAUUCACUUAUUGAUUUUUCACCUUCAUGGAACGGUAUGAAUACGCACUAUGAUUUGGGUGGAUGGGAAGAAUUAGGAAUUACCGCCGACGAAAGCGUAGAUCACACACAGCAUCAAUCAUUUGGACAAUCAUCAUCCUCUCGGCAGUUCGAAUGGAAUGGAAAUCAUUGGGGUUCUUCGGCUGAACCAGCGACAUAUCAUUCAGAUAAUCCGAGAGAAAAAAUUACAGAAAUAGUUGAUGAAAAUGAAAAUGAGGGAUACCAAUCGAAUAUGAUGAAUGGUAAAGGGAAUCAUAUUAUUGAGAAAAUUGAUAAAGGGAAAGCUCCAAGUGUUGUGACUAAUGAAGUGAUUCGCGCAACCGCUUCACCAAAUUUUAACAGAGACUUUUCGGACAGACAAUUCAACAAAAAAGAAUCAAAAAACGAUUUCACGUUUCAGAAAGUAAAAGAAAAUGAAUGGCCUAAAAUUUCUACCGAGAGUGCAUCUACGCGUCUUAAUGAAGAAGAAUGGCCAACACUUGGAGAAGUAGAAAAUAAAAAGAUUUCUCAGAGCGCAGAUGUAGAAUUUAAUGCUCAGAGUCAGGCGAGCAUAAAUUUUGCAUCUGUUUGGGGAAGUAACAAAAAAUGGUCAAGCGAUGCCGUUCCGCCAAAACCUGAACCUCCAACUCCUACUUGGGACCCAAAUGAAGUUAAUAAUUUGACUAUCCAAGAAGCAAAAGCCCCAAUUUAUUUCAAGAAAAAACAUACACCAGCCGUUAAUUUUGAUCUCGAUGAUUGUGAGGGCUGGGGUGCACCUCCUACUAAAUGUAUCCCUUGGAACGAUUCUCGCCAAGGAUAUUGCAUCGAAUUAAUAGAAGAACAAAAGGAAACUACAUUCUGGUCAUUGCAAAAUGGGAGUUGGGUAAAUGUUAGCGAAGAGAAUCAAAUAACGGAACAAAUAUCUGAAUAUUCCUCUGAUGGUAGUAAACUCACUGACGUGAGACAACUGACAAGGACUCGUUUUGGACGCCAAGGGAUUCAAUCCCGAUCCUUCGAUAUUUCUUCUUUGGAUGAGCCAGUUGUAAACGAAAGCGAAGAACGUGGUUUGACAAUGUCUAACCCAGGAGAAAUUGGGAAUGUUGUUAUUGAAUUAACGGAUAGUUCGGAUAAUGAAACUCUAAAAGAUAAAAAGGGUCAUUUAAAUUAUGAAGCACCAGCUAUUAAAGAAUCUCACGAACGCCUUGGUAAUCCCCAAUGGAUACCUAAACUUGAGUGGCUUCAAAAUGAAAAUUACAUAGACUAUCCUAAACUUGAAAAAGGUGGUGAUCUGAUUAAUUUCGAUUUACCAGACAUCUCUGAUUCCAAAAGUUCAUCAGAUGAUUCGGAUGAGCCUUUGUCAUCAACUCCUAAUAGGGACGAAGAUGAUAAGAUAACUAGGAAACCUGAUUCUCAUUCUGAAUGGGAUAAUCCAUUAAAUUUAUCUGGAAAGGAAAUAAAUAUAGAUUUAACAUUUGAUGAUGAUAUUCCGAUGGAAGAUACAGGGCUUGAAAAUGAUUCUUGGUUUGUGAAUGAUGUUAUUGAUACGACUCUGAAUGAGCAAAAACGUAGAGAUGGAAUUAUAAAAGAAGCUGAAUCAGAUCUUUUGAUUGAUCUUAAUUAUAGCCAGGAUCAGGAAUCAAAAUCCAAUGAAAAUAAUAAUUCGAAUUUUUUUGGUACUAUCAAUAAAGAUAUUGCUGAAUUGAAUGAUUCAUUAUAUGAUUCUGCUUCAUAUUCCACAAUAUCGCCGAUGAAUCAUGACUUAAUGAAUGAUUUCAUGGAUCUUUAUUAUUUUAAUAAAAAUGAAAGUAACAACACUUUAAUGUCAGUAAGCAAUGACAAUCGUCCACAUUCAUCUCAAGUGAAUGGUAAUCAUAGAUACUUGGCUGAAACGGUUUCGAAUAAACGUUCGGAAACCAAUGGUUCAAUUGUGGAAAACAUGACGAAUACCAAAGUUGCUUUUCAAACUGAUGACAUAAAAUCGAAUGGCUCUACGCAUGACAUAUCAAAUGAUUCCCCCGAAACUAACUUAACUUCUCCAAUUGCUAUAUACGAUAAAGGAAAUCAGUCUACACGUACAGUUGUAGAUGACCAAGAAGAAAUAUCUCUGUCAGCUCUACAGUCAUCUGAUAGCACAUAUACAAUGUCUAACGGUAGAGACCCAAGUUAUAAUCUUAACGGAGAAGAUAGCAAAUUUAGUAUCUUCGUUGAGACUCCAGUAUAUGGGCGUAGACCUUUGGAAAUGAGCGUGGAUGAAGAUGCCGAUACCGUUGCUGCUAAUUUUUGUCGUACAUGGCAAAUGUUAGAAUACCAGGAAGUUUUGAAAGGACUUAUAUUGAAGGCAUUAAGAAAAAAAUUGCGUCGAAGACAACGAUUAUCAAAACAAUCAAAUAACCAUGAUGCGGGAAGUAAAAAAGGUUUUAUAUAUGUUGUGCCUUAG
This is a messenger RNA of Cetraspora pellucida, 4875 nucleotides long. The record is from the annotation of a GenBank genome assembly. NCBI's taxonomy places the organism in Eukaryota, Fungi, Glomeromycota, Glomeromycetes, Diversisporales, Gigasporaceae.